Leptinotarsa decemlineata (Colorado potato beetle) is the source of this 1629-nucleotide messenger RNA. Its product is annotated as mRNA-capping enzyme. The record is from RefSeq and is a predicted model, not a curated record. NCBI's taxonomy places the organism in Eukaryota, Metazoa, Arthropoda, Insecta, Coleoptera, Chrysomelidae. Gene Ontology annotation, biological process: dephosphorylation; 7-methylguanosine mRNA capping. Gene Ontology annotation, molecular function: mRNA guanylyltransferase activity.
UGAGCAAGUUAUUCUAUCUAUACUUAAUCUGUGUCUAUUUAUACGGUGCUGUUACCAGUUACCAUAUGUGAAGAGUGUAGAGCUGAAUACCUGACGUGAAUUUUAUUUUUUAUUAUUUGUUGAAAUUAGAAUGGGUGGCAGCAAAAAUAAAUUACCAGAAGGUUGGUUAGAUUGUCCUCAAAAUGGAAAUUAUUUGGUUGCUGGAAAGUUUAUGCCUCUCAAAACUCCCUUAGAUGGAAAGUUCAAUAAUAAAUUACCUUCAGGAGCUAACUAUUCUCCUACUGAGUUAUUCACCAGAGCAAAGAGAAAUAAGGUGAAAAUUGGUUUGUGGGUAGAUUUGACCAAUACAUAUAGAUAUUACAAUAAAACUGAAAUAGAACAAGAACAAUGUCAAUAUGUUAAGUUAAGUUGUGUUGGCCAUGGAGAGUGCCCUUCUGUAGAGAUUACGAAAAAAUUCAUUGAUGUGACACAUAAUUUCUUUAUUAAUUACCCUGCCCAAUGUAUUGCAGUUCAUUGUACGCAUGGAUUCAAUCGAACAGGAUUUUUAAUUGUAUCUUUUCUUGUAGAGAAAUUGAAAUUUGAUGUUGGCAAAGCAGUGGAAGCUUUUGCAUAUGCCAGGCCUCCGGGUAUUUAUAGAGGGACCUAUAUUCGAGAAUUAUUUAGACGUUAUGGAAAUCUAUCCAAUGCCCCUCUAGCGCCACCACUUCCUAGGUGGUGUAGUGAAAAAAAUAAAACUAGGAAGUAUGGAAAAUAUCGUUAGUAUAAAUUGAAAGGAGUAUAUUUUUUGGAGAGAUUAGUUUUUGGUAAAAUAGCUUUAUGGCUUUCACUUCCCUAUCUUUAUACAAAAAAUUGAGGGACACUUCCAAAAAGGUAAAAAAGCAAUUAGGUUUAAAAUAAACUCUUCACAAAGAUGAGUAGACACAAUUUUUUGUAUAAAGUGAAAGCCAAAAAUUUUCUUUUCCAAAAAAUCAUUGGUAUGUUUUACAUAUCAAAGGUAAAGAAAAUGUUUUUUGUGUAAAAUCUGAUUUUUCAAAAAUUAUGUACAUAUUGAUAUUCAUACAAAACAUUGUUAUCAGGUAAUUAAAAUGUUCAGUAAUCUUGUCUUCAGUGGGAUGUCAGGUUCAUUUUAAAAAUGAUUUCUUCAAGGUACAGUAAAUCAAUAUUUUGCUGCUUGUUGAAUACGGUUUUAUUGUGUAGGGCAUAAUUUGCUGAAUUGGUUUUGAAGCUUUCUAACUAGUAGACAGAAGGUCAAGAUUGGAAACUAUAUAUCAACUAUAAUUUUUCUGUUCUACGAAAAUGAGUUUCAGUUAGCACUUUUAGUCUUGCCCAAAGAGCCCUGUGUAUUUUAGAAUAUUUGGAGAAGGUGGAGUUAUAUUCAAAAGAAAUAAAUAGUGAGUAGAGGAAGUCUCGUAUCAUUUUAUGAGAAAAUAUUUUCUUGGUGGGAGUAUCAUCUACCAGUGUUUUUCAAAAGAUGGUGAUCUAAACAUUUUCUAUUAUUCUGAAGCAUUAUUAGGUUCAAAAUAAAUUUCACGGCUUAGCACUUGUCCCAUCAUUAUAGAACAAAAAUAUUAAAAAAUUGUGUUACUAGUAUCUAGUUUGAUUCUGGUAAAUAUAAAUAAGUUUCAUAUU